Lytechinus variegatus (green sea urchin) is the source of this 4706-nucleotide messenger RNA. RefSeq names its product BMP-binding endothelial regulator protein-like (gene bmper). The record is from RefSeq and is a predicted model, not a curated record. The transcript has 15 exons. Gene Ontology annotation, molecular function: protein binding. The coding region runs from base 302 to 2161 and encodes 619 amino acids. Lineage: Eukaryota; Metazoa; Echinodermata; Echinoidea; Temnopleuroida; Toxopneustidae.
GAUCUCGUUGAGUGAUAUUCUUACUCAUCAAUUUCUUUCCAUUAUCAGAAGUUUGAACAACUGUGCAUGUAGCCCUUGCCACUCUCUUCAGUGUUUUGAAUGGCAGAGUUGUGCCAAACCACCGUCAACCCACAACGCACCGACUACACCAGAAUCGAACAGUUGGACAGUGAUCAUGAGUUGAGGAUUAAUGUUUGUGAUCUUGUAAUUUUGUUAUCUGCAACUUUGAUGGCGUUUCAUUUUCUCUGAAAACGUAAUGAGAUACGGAUCCUUUACUGGGAGGUUGCUUUAACGGAGGAAUAUGACUGCAUUUUGGAAUAACACAAUGAUUCUUCUACCAUGUUUACCUCUCAUCUUUGUACUUCUUAGUAUUACCCAGGUCUAUUCCUUCAUAAACUCACCAGGUUCAAAACUGGUCUGCGAACGCGAGGGCGAAGAAGUCACACCGUCAAUAUUAAAAGGAAAUCCAUGUAUUAGCUGUUUUUGUAGGAAUAAAGAGGUAGUAUGUAGAAGGGAAGUUUGUGAAGAUCUUGUAGAUUGUGCACUAGUAAUAACGACGCUAGGAGUCGACUGCUGCGAAAAAUGCAAAGGUUGUCGGUAUAAUGGUGAUAUUUAUAAUAGUGGUGAUACAUGGACUGCCCACGAUGACCCGUGUAGAACAUUUCAAUGCCGGGAGGGCGUUAUAACAGCAUCCGUCACGCAAUGCGAGCCAAUCGACUGCCCUUUCGGCUCUCAGGUGUUGCCUGGACAAUGCUGUCCUUCAUGUACAGGUUGCUUUGUAGAUGGAAGGCUACGAGCCGACGGUGAGAAGUUUUCCCGAGAUUCCGAUCCUUGCACGGAAUGCGUCUGUGAAAAUGGAAGAGUCACGUGUUCUAAACAAACUUGCCCCGUCCUUUCUUGCCCCGAAUACCAAGUCGAAACACCAGAGGGAAAAUGCUGCCCAAAAUGUGUCGCUCAACGGAAAGUGUUUGAUCUCGGAGACAGGUGUCUCUUCCGAAACAAUAUCUUUGACGCAGGACAGACCGUCUUCAAAGACAAGUGCACCAAGUGCGUUUGUUUGGAGUCAACAGUUAUGUGCCAUAGAGAAACCUGUCCGUCAGCAUUAAACUGUCCGUCGGGCAAUGUUGUACAGGGAGAGGACGACUGCUGUCCUCGCUGCGAACCUUUAGUGUGUGACGUCAACGGGACCAAAUAUCAGGAUGGUGACGUGUGGCAUCAAUCUGUGUGUGAAUCCUGCAGCUGUAACAACGGACUUGUACGAUGCAGAGUUGAAGAGUGUCGUUUGGAUCUUGAGUGUGAAACGAAUUUUGAACUGAAGACGCUCGAAGGAGAUUGCUGUCCACAGUGCAUAGAAAAAAAUGGAGUAUGCACAGUAUUCGGCGAUCCACACUACCGCUCUUUCGAUGGCCGACUCUUCAAUUUCCAGGGCCGUUGCAAGUACCUUCUGGCAGCCGACUGCAGUACCAAUGACUUCCGGGUCAGGGUUCGCAAUGAUGGCCGCAACACCAAAUCCUUCUCUUGGACAAAGACGGUGUUUCUGACCCUUGGAAAACACUCAAUCACUCUGCUUCAAGACUAUGUCGUCCGUGUCAACAGAGAGACUAUCACAGUUCCUUAUAGCAUCGACACAGCGUUUAGGAUAUACAAAGAUAGUUAUAACGUCAUAGUAGAAACAAAUAUAGGUAUAAUUCUAUCGUGGGACGGGGACAGUUUUGUGGAAUUGUCGGUGCCGCCCCAGUACAAGAGCAAGAUGUGUGGUUUGUGCGGUAACUACAACGGGGACCGUCAUGAUGAUUUAAGAACUCUCAAAGGCGAGUUUACGAAUGAUGUAAGAACGUUUGGAGAGUCGUGGAGAGUCGGCGGUAAUAAAUUUUGUGAUAGGACAGUGACGAAAGCGUUAAAGUAUUCUUGCUGGGACGACAGCGUUGCAAGAAGACGGGCACAGAGGGCGUGUCGGACUAUCAAGUCGAAGACAUUUCAACCCUGUCACGAUGUCGUCGAUUUAUGGGUUUAUUAUAGGUCUUGUUUAACAGAUAUGUGUGAAUGUCAGGAAGACAGACUAUGUUCAUGUGAGGCAGAAUCAGCUUACAUCCGGGAAUGCCGUAGACAGGGCGUUGAACUCAACUAUACCCAGAAUGCAUUGUGUUCCGACAUGUCAUGAUACAGAAUACAUACUAUGCUGAUCAGUCUGUAUCUGCAUUGGUAGCUGCUGAAAGGAGUUCAAACCACGACCGUACACUGAAAAUAACAAGGUGUCGAACCUCAAGGUCGUGUGAGUCUGUGGAAGUCAAUUGUGAUCUAUGACGAAAGCUUGCAUAGCGCCAUCUACUGAGCGUCGUAGAGGAAAAAUCGCCUGGAAGUGAAGCGGAGCUUUGUCAUCACGAGCUUCAUUGAACUUCCCACGUCAAAUCACUCCGACCAAUCCCGCUGCUACGAAGAUACUGCGAUAGUGAUACGAGUAAUGACCGUAGAAACUGCGUUCAGAUAGCUCCGUCCAUGUACUGUUCACAGUAAUGUUGUAAUUCAGUCCAUUUGAAUGACAUAAGGAACUCAUUAUCUCACAAUAUUACAUUAGUAUUUUCUUAAUCUAGGCUGUUCAAUAUAAUUCAUUUUUAUUUUCAACAAUAAUAUUUAUUAAUUGACACAUUCAACUAAUAGAAAUGAUGGAAUCAUAUCCAUACAAAUGGGGAAACAAGAAAACACAAAAUGUAUUGUUAAGAAAUAUUCCUUCUUACUUUUGAUUAUAAACAUAGCACUAAUUUCAUGUUUUAUGAUUAACCUAAUCAAGAUGACUGGGCGGAAUUAAAUUCCUACUUUAAGUUAUUAUUUAUGUGGAUAUUAUUGGGGCGCCAUUAAUUUACGACAUCAUCAUACAACAAAUGGUCAUGUUGGUGAUUGUAAUACUGUUGUCGGCUACGGGUAUUAUUUAUUUACCAAAAUUAUAAUAAUUUUCCAAUAUCCGCAAAUGUCAGCGUGAUCAGGGAAAUAUGACUGCAGGACUAGAUUAUUUGUUUUUCUCAUUAUAUCAAGGGAAUGUUAUGUUAAUUGCAUGUUCUUUGAUUUAUAGCAAAAUAAAAUAGUUCAUUUUCCACACCCUUCUUUCUCCUUUUGGGUAAGAUUAAGACUUUGACAUAUAUAUUUCAAUUUUUUAUUAUAUCGGAGCAUAAAUGCAUAAUAAUAAAUAGUGAUUACAAUGUAAUUUUUCCCUAUCAUGAAAGGAUGAUUUAUUUUGUGAUAACUCUUAUUUGAUCUAUUGAACUUACACAAUAAAUAAUUCAUAUUUGUAUAACGAAUAAUAACAACGUGCCAGAUAUGUGCAAUAUGAUAUAUUUCCAUUGGUUAUAAAGUCGAUAACAUUACAUAUCGUCAUAUUGUAUUGCAGAAAUUUGAAGAGGUUUAUUUGUCAAAUAUUGAUUUUUUUUUAACCAAUAUCUAAAAUCACACAACUUCUAACAGGUCAGUCUUUUUUUUUCUUAAAAUGUAGGCGUACAUUUGCUGGAACUAAAUUGCUCCGAAAGUAAACUCGGUAUCGAAUAGGGUGCACGGAAGUAAUCCUUAUUAUUUUCGUUCGUCAAGGGGUUCGUUUUCAUCGUUUGAUAAUAACACUCUUUGAACCUUCUCCUACAAACUUUCUCCGAACUCCAUUUCAUUCGAUAUGCCAUAGGUCAGGUGGUUUCCUGUUUCGUUUGGAAAAAAUGGUAAUGAAUUAUAAAUAAAAUUUCGUCAUUACUUUUGUUUAUAGUCUCAAUGUAGAGUCUCAUGUAAAGUAGAUGAUAUACGUUGUGCUAUUUCAUGACGCUUCUCAAAAGUUUGCGUCAACAUGAAAACAAAGAAAAAUCAAAUUAUUUACUUUAGCUAUGAUUCAGUAUUGUACUUUCUAAGAGAGAUGUUUGUCAGAAAUUGCAUUAUUAAGAUGGUGCUAAAGAUGACAGAAUUACCUACUGUAUUAUAUACAAGUAAAGUGUAGUUUAGUUUCGUCUGUGUUUCGAGUUAUUGAGAGAGUACAAAUUAUUUAUUUCGGCUAUGUCGACAGUAAAAAUGAAAUUAGUUUCAUUAUGGUGGUAUAGUUUUUGUCAUUAAUCUGUAUGUACAAAGCAAAAUUUUUAUAAACCUACCUCUUCUACCAAUCUUGUAAAUAUCUUAUUAUCCCCAUUUUCCUAAGUCAAGUAAUUGGUAUAUAUGUAUAACAUAGAUAUGUAUAUCUGAAUUUUACAGUUUGGCUUUCAUGUUGAUGACGUCAUUGAGGUCAGAGUUGAAUGCGACUUUGAACUUUGUUACGUGAACUUGUUUCAUGUGGAGCAUGGAUGGGAAGUUGAAUAUUCGAUUUGUUUUUUUAGUUUAUUGUACAAUUUCACUUGUUGAAACUAUUGGUCUUCUUUAUAUUUUUUUUCUCUUCUGUUUUGGGGAGUCGAAAAACUGGAAGGAUUUAAGAAAAAAAAUCAUAUUUUUGGUAAUUCGUCAUUAUGUUAACACCAAUUUACCUACGCAAAUCUCUCAUUCCCACAUAUCUUGUCAUUAUCAUUCUAAAUUAGGUCAUGACAUAACUCAUUUUUAAAUAUGAAUAAUAAUUUAUUAUUGAAACGAUUAGAUUCUGUAGCUGUACAUUCUCUGUCCAAUCGUGUUUGCUUCCUUAUUGUAGAAGGGGAAAGUAAGGCGUCUUUAUAACAUCAGUUGAUGAAAUUAAACCUACAAAAAUACAAAACAGA